This is a messenger RNA of Schistosoma margrebowiei, 2361 nucleotides long. Lineage: Eukaryota; Metazoa; Platyhelminthes; Trematoda; Strigeidida; Schistosomatidae. The record is from the annotation of a GenBank genome assembly.
AUGAAGUUUGUUACAUUAUUACGUAGUAGUAGUAGUAGUAGUAGUAGUAGUAGUAGUAGUAGUAGUAGUAGUAGUAGUAGUAGUAGUAGUAGUAGUAGUAGUAGUAGUAGUAGUAGUAGUAGUAGUAGUAGUAGUAGUAGUAGUAGUAGUAGUAGUAGUAGUAGUAGUAGUAGUAGUAGUAGUAGUAGUAGUAGUAGUAGUAGUAGUAGUAGUAGUAGUAGUAGUAGUAGUAGUAGUAGUAGUAGUAGUAGUAGUAGUAGUAGUAGUAGUAGUAGUAGUAGUAGUAGUAGUAGUAGUAGUAGUAGUAGUAGUAGUAGUAGUAGUAGUAGUAGUAGUAGUAGUAGUAGUAGUAGUAGUAGUAGUAGUAGUAGUAGUAGUAGUAGUAGUAGUAGUAGUAGUAGUAGUAGUAGUAGUAGUAGUAGUAGUAGUAGUAGUAGUAGUAGUAGUAGUAGUAGUAGUAGUAGUAGUAGUAGUAGUAGUAGUAGUAGUAGUAGUAGUAGUAGUAGUAGUAGUAGUAGUAGUAGUAGUAGUAGUAGUAGUAGUAGUAGUAGUAGUAGUAGUAGUAGUAGUAGUAGUAGUAGUAGUAGUAGUAGUAGUAGUAUAGUAUAUAGUAGAAGUCUAUAUACUACUUACUAUACUACUACUACUACUACUACUACUACUACUACUACUACUACUACUACUACUACUACUACUACUACUACUACUACUACUACUACUACUACUACUACUACUACUACUACUACUACUACUACUACUACUACUACUACUACUACUACUACUACUACUACUACUACUACUACUACUACUACUACUACUACUACUACUACUACUACUACUACUACUACUACUACUACUACUACUACUACUACUACUACUACUACUACUACUACUACUACUACUACUACUACUACUACUACUACUACUACUACUACUACUACUACUACUACUACUACUACUACUACUACUACUACUACUACUACUACUACUACUACUACUACUACUACUACUACUACUACUACUACUACUACUACUACUACUACUACUACUACUACUACUACUACUACUACUACUACUACUACUACUACUACUACUACUACUACUACUACUACUACUACUACUACUACUACUACUACUACUACUACUACUACUACUACUACUACUACUACUACUACUACUACUACUACUACUACUACUACUACUACUACUACUACUACUACUACUACUACUACUACUACUACUACUACUACUACUACUACUACUACUACUACUACUACUACUACUACUACUACUACUACUACUACUACUACUACUACUACUACUACUACUACUACUACUACUACUACUACUACUACUACUACUACUACUACUACUACUACUACUACUACUACUACUACUACUACUACUACUACUACUACUACUACUACUACUACUACUACUACUACUACUACUACUACUACUACUACUACUACUACUACUACUACUACUACUACUACUACUACUACUACUACUACUACUACUACUACUACUACUACUACUACUACUACUACUACUACUACUACUACUACUACUACUACUACUACUACUACUACUACUACUACUACUACUACUACUACUACUACUACUACUACUACUACUACUACUACUACUACUACUACUACUACUACUACUACUACUACUACUACUACUACUACUACUACUACUACUACUACUACUACUACUACUACUACUACUACUACUACUACUACUACUACUACUACUACUACUACUACUACUACUACUACUACUACUACUACUACUACUACUACUACUACUACUACUACUACUACUACUACUACUACUACUACUACUACUACUACUACUACUACUACUACUACUACUACUACUACUACUACUACUACUACUACUACUACUACUACUACUACUACUACUACUACUACUACUACUACUACUACUACUACUACUACUACUACUACUACUACUACUACUACUACUACUACUACUACUACUACUACUACUACUACUACUACUACUACUACUACUACUACUACUACUACUACUACUACUACUACUACUACUACUACUACUACUACUACUACUACUACUACUACUACUACUACUACUACUACUACUACUACUACUACUACUACUACUACUACUACUACUACUACUACUACUACUACUACUACUACUACUACUACUACUACUACUACUACUACUACUACUACUACUACUACUACUACUACUACUACUACUACUACUACUACUACUACUACUACUACUACUACUACUACUACUACUACUACUGCUACUACUACUACUACUACUACUACUACUACUACUACUACUACUACGAAAUAA